CCUCGCCUCACCAACCAUCAAAGCAGCUGCUGCAGUGCCCAAAUUUUUCCCUCUUUUUCGAUUUUCCACCACCACUUUUUCACAACCAUCUUGUGGAUUUCAAGGAGGAAAACGUCUCUCACUGACGGGCACCUCCAUUCACGUCUUCUCUCAUAUUCUCCACCCGAGAAGCAGAGAUUUACGACCCACCUCACCCUGCCCCUCUCUCAGACCUGACAGAGCAGAGCAGAGGUAAUACCUUACCCCCCUCCCAAGACAGUUUGUUGUGGGCUCUCUCCAGCAGAUCCGGCAAAGUCGCUCUCUUGUCGCCUCGAACUUUUUCGGUUGCGACAACCCACCUCCCACUUCCCUCCACCACACUCUUUCACGAUAGAGUUUGCCUUGCCCUGCACGCCCAACCACCCGACUCUUCGAGUGUGAAAGCGACUGCACGCAACUUUAAGCCAACGGCAACUCCACACUGUCUAUCUGACUUUUGGAGCGACUGGUUUUUCUUUUUCGCCGGGACUUUUUUUUCGUCUUCUGCGCAGCAGCAAACGUCGUCGGAUUUGAUAUCUCGACCCUAGUCUCACACCACCACACCUCCCCCGCAAUCAACCCGAUACAACAAACCGCGCACCUCGAGAAGAACAGAGCUUUCGAGCAACCGAUUUCUUAAUGACUUCUACUGCGAGUCAAUCCAACCAAACGCCGGCUACUUCCAACACCGCUCCCGUAGCUGCCCCGUCGUAUGCUUCCGCAGCCGGUGCGAACAAGAAGCCGACCUCAACCCCGUUGAUUGCGACGGGUUCUCACCCGCCCGUGGUGGCUGGCUCGACUGUCCCUCCUAAUGGAAAGUCCGCAAAUGUCCAGCCGGUAAACGGCAGACAGAACAUUACCCCCGCCAUGCCUGUCGCUCGCGGAACCACCAUUGCCAACGGCAGUGUUGCUGAUCACACCCGGAAGCCCUCCGUCACCAUCAGUGCCAACGCCCCGGCCGGCCAUCUUGCCAACGGUGGUCCCGUCGGUGGCCCGAUCCCCAAGUUCGGCUUUGAGUCGCCAGCCAUUGCUCACAGCACUCCCCAGCCUGCUGGAGCGACACCUAUCCCGAUUCCGGGUGGUGCCAACCCAAGAGUGGCGUCUCCUGCUCACUCCCCAUCGCCCAUUCCCCAGAGCCACCAGAGUGGUGGUGGGCUUGCCCAACGUGCCGGUGCCCCAGCUCAGGGUCCUGUCUUUGGCAGCUUCCCCGGCGACGCUGAUCGUCACAUGAAGCAGCACGGUGCCGCUAUGGCUCAGAGCCCGCAUGUUCGACGGGACUCCCAGGCUUCGGCCCAUGGUGAGCACGGCGGCCCUGGUCACGGUCGUGGCAACUUCCAAGGUGGUCGCGGUGGACGUGGCAGCUUCAGCCACGGCCAUAACUUCAACAACAACCCCAACAUGGGGUUUCCCCCAAACAACCGGAACUUCUCUGGUCCCAACGCUGGACAUGCCGGUCGUGGAAUGCCUGCGUACCGGGGCGGCUACCCUGCCUCUCCCCAACCUCAUCGUGCUAGCCCUGCUGGCACUCCCACCAUGGCCCACGGAACUCCAGUAAUGCAGCCGAACACUAUGCAACCUGUUCCGCCCAACUAUUACCCGCCCGCCAUGAACAUGUAUCAACAACCAAUGAGCGCGCCGUACAUGGAUCCCUAUCGGGCUCCUCCUUUCCAGCCAUACAUGGGCCAGGGAAACCCAUACCUCCCUCCGGCCGGUGGCUUCAACCCAGGACAGCCAAACUUUGUGCCACAAGCGCCCUACCAGCCUCCUUCGGGUGCCCCUCCUAUGUCCCGUAAUGCUUCACAGAUUUCAGAUCGUCCAGCCUCGAGCACUGGCCCUGCCCCAGCUCCUCCCUCGACCCAAGGCACCCCCCAGCCACGAGCCGCCGCUGCGCCUGCGAUUGUCAGCUCGACAUUUGCUCGUCCCAAGAAGGGUGGCAUUGUAAUCAAGGACCCCAACGGUAAUGUUCUCGACAUCAACUCUAUAAAGGCUCCUCCCUCUCCCGCCCCACCGGUUACGCAGCAGUCUAAGACGCCUCCCGUAAUCGCUUCCACACCAACUCCGCCCCCCAAGUCGGCGACUCCAUCUCACGUGCGCAAUGAAAGCGCUUCUAGCAAGACAAUCGAGCAGGUUAGAAAUGAGUUCAAGAACAAGGUAAUGGGUUCCACCAUCACGCCUGCCGAGUCCAAGGCGAAGGACGACGAAGCUGCUGCCAAGGCUGCUGCGGACAAGGCCGCCGCUGAACAAGCUGCUGCUGAGGCGGAGGCUAAAGCUGCCGCCGAGAAGAAGGCUGCUGAGGAGCAAAAGGCUGCUGAGGAGCAAAAGGCUGCUGAGGAGCAAAAGGCUGCUGAGGAGAAGAAGGCUGCUGCCGAAAAGGCUGCUGCCGAAAAGGCCGCCGAGGAGGAGCGCCUCGCCGCUGAGAAGAAGGCUGCCGAAGAGGGUGAGGAAAAGAAGAAGGCGGAAGCCGAAGCCGAGACAGGGGCUGCCAAGAAGCCAGCAACGGAGGAGGAGAAGAAGGAGACUGAGGAGGAAUACAUGGAGCGCAUGAUUCGGGAGAUGGAGGAAGAGGAUGCGAAGCGUGAAGCCGAACAAGCCGCGAUCACCGCCAAGAAGGAAGCCGAAAAGGCAGCCCAGAAGGCCCUUGAAGAAGCCAAAAAGGCGGCUGAGAAUACCCCAGAAGCUCUCAGAGCCAAGGAACGCGAGAUGGAGAUCCUAGAGGAGCGGAGGGAGCAGGAGCGGGCCAAGGGCGGCUCCUCCAGUGUGGCUGAAUUGCUCAGCAAGGACUUGAAAGAGCUUGCCAUCAGCGAAAAGCCAGCUGCCGCGGCUCCCCCAGCCAUCAAGACUGGCGCAGACAAACCCAAGGGCAAGCCUGCCGCUCUGAACCUGGCGCCCCUCAAGACUGCCCAGGUCGAGGCCCCUCAGCCAAGUGCCGCGCUGCAGUCCCUUCGUUCCGCCCGCUUCCUCCCAGGCGUGAAGUUGGACAUUUAUCCCGAGGGUGUCCGCUCACCCAAUCCUGCUCUGAACGCUGCGGUGUCAAAGAAGGGCAAGGUCUUCAAAUACGACGCUGCUUUUUUGCUGCAAUUCAAGCAGGUGUUCACUGAGCAGCCUUCUAUGGAGUUCCACCAACAGGUCAAGACUUUGAUUGGCGACUCGGAUCGUUCGGCCUCGGCCCGCACCCCGGGUGGCGGCUCCGGCCGUCAAGGUUCCCGCGCUGGUGCGUCGUCCGCUUUCCCUUCAGGUGGAGCCAUGGGCCAGUUUGGCGCCAAACCACUUCCUCCUGGUACGACCUCGGAGCAACGGUUUGCCAUGUCACAAGGCAGUCUGGGAGGAAGACCCCCCAUGGGCACUAUGGGCGGCUUUGGCCGUGGUGGUUUCCCUACGAGCAUGAGCCGGAACCCUUCAGCUGCUGGAGGCUUGCCCUCUCCCCGCACCGGUAGCAGACGCGGAGGCAGCAAGAGAGAAGGGAACUUUAACAACGCAAAGGCCGAGGCCCAAGCUGCGAAGACUAUGCCCCUUACUGCAGGCAUGGAGCUCAAGCCCAUUCAAGUCUCGGCGACGGGCUGGAAACCGACCAGCAUCAACAAGCCUCAAGACCCGACCGCCGUGGCUCAAAAUGGCCACAUGGAUCCCGAAAUGGUGCAGCGCAAGGUCAAGGCUGCCCUGAACAAGAUGACUCCUGAGAAAUUCGACAAGAUUGCCGAUCAAAUCCUCACCAUCGCCGCGCAAUCCAAGAACGAGCAGGACGGUCGGACACUUCGCCAAGUCAUUCAGCUCACCUUCGAGAAGGCGACAGACGAAGCCCACUGGGCCUCCAUGUAUGCCAAGUUCUGCAAGCGCAUGCUCGAGUCGAUGAGCCCCGAGAUCCGCGAUGAGACUGUCACGGACAAGCAGGGCAACGUUAUCAGCGGUGGUCCCCUUUUCCGCAAAUAUCUCCUCAACCGCUGCCAGACUGAGUUCGAGCGAGGAUGGAAGUCUAACCUGCCUCCUCCUCCUGAGGUCAAGGAGGGCGAUGAGAAGAAGACUGCCGAGGCGGCCAUGCUCUCAGACGAAUACUACAUUGCUGCGGCUGCCAAGCGUCGCGGUCUCGGUCUCGUCCAGUUCAUUGGUGAGCUCUUCAAGCUGGGUAUGCUGACAGAGCGCAUCAUGCACGAGUGUGUUCGCAAGUUGCUCGAGUACCAGGAUCUCCCUGAUGAAGCUGAGAUUGAAUCUCUCACCAAGCUGCUCAGAACGAUUGGUGGCACUCUGGAUAGCACUGAGAAGGGCCGACCUAUGAUGGAUGCCUAUUUCCAGCGCAUCGAUUCCAUGAUGAAUCUGCCGACUCUUCCCAGUCGUCUCAAGUUCAUGCUCAUGGACAUUGUGGACUUGCGCCGCAGUGGCUGGCACUCCAAGGAGCAGAACAAGGGCCCCAAGACCCUCGAGGAAGUCCGCGCCGAGGCCGAAGCUGCUGCUGCGCAAAAGGCAGCGGAAAAUGCCCGCACCAACCAGCGCGGUGCCCCUGGUGGUCGCCCCAUGGGUGGUCGUCAAGAUUCGAGAAACUUCUCGUACGCUAAUGCGGCUCCAAACACGGUGGCUAGCGACGAUCUCCGUCGUCUGAAGGGCUCAUCCAACCGCAGCUCCAGCCAGAACAUGGCUUCAUUCGGCCCGACCUCGAUGUUCAACUCUAGAAGCAAUAGCGGUAGACGUAUGGGAGGACCCGGUGGUGCUUUUGGGCGUACCGGAGAGGAUUCCGGUGUCUCCUCACGCACCGGGACACCCCCAGUUUCGCAGCGCGACUCGGUUGGCCACGCCAAUGCAUUUGCACUUCUUGCUGAGGCUGAUCACCCCGGUUCGCCUCCAUCAGCGCACGCGUCGCCCGCUCUCCCCAAGGCGUCGCUCGACUCGACUGUCACCUCGGACAAGAAGGAGUAAAGGGUCUUUUCAUUGCAUCAGUCUCGCAUUCAUGAAGAGUAUGCAUAGACUCGGCGGUUAGUUCAUUUGCAUUUGCGACGGGGGCCUUCAAAACGGUUUUUUUUUUCACCAAAAGUUUGUGAUACCUCAAAUAGAGUCUUCUUGUCAUCGGGGAGAAGACAACAAUCCGCCACGAAGAAGGGAAUGAGAUCUUUUUUACCAACGGAGUUACGGACAUAGGAGGAGGGCAAGUACCCGGUUUGUUGUCAACAGCUUAUUUGCUUUUCCAGGCGUUUUUUCUUCCCGACAUCACCCUUCUUUUUUCAUGUCGAGUAUUGGUACGAUGCCUUAUCAAAAGUCGUUUUGUUCAUCACCAUCGUCGUACUCCUUUGACUUUCUUCGUUGUUUACGGGGCAUUCCAAGGUCUCGACUUGGGAUUCUCGUGUCCCUUGAGGACUGUUCUUCACUCUUACGACACAUCACUGCUGGCAGACUUUGGGGGCAAGGUUGGCUGGCAAGGGUUCUCUGUUGUUGGAAGGGGGGAAGGGCCGGGAAGGUGACUUGACGACGAAGAUGAGCGGAUGGAGGUUAAAUAUGGCAGGGAUGAUGGAAAAGCGGAUGGAUGUUUCGCUGGCCGGCAAAGGAAGAUAGAGAGUGGGAGGGGAAAUAGUUUCUUACUCUCUUCUUGUUUCUAUAUCUGGUAGUUGCUGUUGCCGAGGGUUAAACUCGUCUCUUUUCUUUUCUACUUGGAUUCGUCUCUUAUGUCUGCUGCUGUUUUCCUUGUGCUGUUCUCUUGAUUUCGCUCUGGUUGUUAUUUGGGGUUUGUUACCUCACCGACAGAUUUUAUAUGUUCAGAUUUAUGCACACAGGUGUAUUUGUUGCUCGUUGAGUGCUGUUGCUGUCAUCUUACUCUUCUACCCCAUCUUGUUGAUUUGCUAGGUUGUGUGGUGUUGGGGGCAUCAAUCGAAAUAUUGCUUUAAACUUUCUUCUCGAUGUUUUCUUUCCGUGAUUACUCAUGUGCGCUUUGUGAAAGAUUGCAAGAUAGAUAGAUAUGUGGCCCAUGGAGGAAGGUUUGGACGAUCCUAUGGGAGGGGGAUAUAGAAUAUGUCUCUUGGGGGAUGACUUAAUAGCUAAUGGGCGGGAAAGAGGUGGAGUUAGUAGACGAGUCGACAAAAUGAAAAUUAAAAAAUCGUUACGGAAAUAG
Molecule: messenger RNA, 6106 nt
Organism: Podospora bellae-mahoneyi
Lineage: Eukaryota; Fungi; Ascomycota; Sordariomycetes; Sordariales; Podosporaceae
Exons: 5
Coding region: 658-4923 (1421 amino acids)
Cellular component (GO): eukaryotic translation initiation factor 4F complex
Molecular function (GO): translation initiation factor activity; mRNA binding; protein binding
Source: RefSeq, a predicted model, not a curated record